CACGAUUUGCGUGCCCCUCUCGGUGGCAGAGAGUUAAUGCUUCAGGCUUGUUUGCCCCUCAUUAUUGUCGCCAAAACACACGCUAGAAUACGGCAUUACGUAAGCAAACAGUGUCGUUUUACGUUCACAGAUACGACACAUGCGAGUUUGUCAAAAAGCACAACAGACUGUUGAAUGUACUUAGUUGAAGGUAAGCGCGUUUAAAAGCCUCCCAAGAUGGAUCCGGUUGUCCUGAGUUACCAAGACAGCUUGCUGCGACACUCUGAUGUGGCUCUUCUUGAUGGCCCCCACUGGCUGAAUGACCAGAUUAUUGGCUUUACCUUCGAGUACUUUGCCACAGAAAAAUUCAAGCACCUCUCUGAAACUGUCUGCUUCAUCAGUCCAGAAGUCACACAGUUUAUCAAAUGUGCAUCCAGCCAAGAAGAGCUUGCCUUGUUUCUAGAGCCGCUGGGAUUGCCUUAUCGAAACUGGAUUUUCCUGGCAGUAAAUGACAAUAGCAACCAAUCUGCAGGGGGCACACAUUGGAGUUUACUGCUGUUUCGUCGGGACAUCUCUUGUUUUAGUCAUUUUGAUUCGCAUAGCGGCAGUAAUUCUUUGCAUGCCCGCCGCAUUGCAGCAAAACUGGAAGCCUUCCUGGGGACUGGUGGGAAGGGGUCUUUUGUGGAGGAGGUUGCACCCACUCAGCAGAACAGCUAUGACUGUGGGAUGUAUGUAAUCUGCAUUGCUGAGCUGUUGUGUGAGAGCAUAACGACAGGUAGCACACCUCGUUUACUUCUUCAACACAUUACUCCAUCAUAUAUCACACAGAAGAGGACAGAGUGGCAAAGAUUGAUUGAAAAGCUGGCCAAGAAGUGACUACUACAUCUUGUUCUUCCACUGCCUUUAAAGUAUAAACUGGGAAUCAAUGACCUGAUUCAUAAUGAAAACUCGUAGCCUUAAAAAGUUUUUAGAAUAGCAAUGCUAUUUUCUGAACAUUUUUAGAUGAAGAAUCAUAAAAGCAUAAAGCAUGUGCCAUUAUGGUAAAGCUCUUGUAAUGCUGCCUUUAAUGUGGAUGUCUGCUUUAAACAAUUAUCAUCUCGUAACACUGCUGUAUGAUGUAAAGCACUUAGUCCACCUCUAAAAUUGUAGUUCAACCAGCUUUUAAUCUGUAAAUCUUGCUUUUGUGCAUCUCAGCUGAAGAUCUUACGGCAUUGUAAUUUCAGUUGUCAGGCACUACUAAACAAUGAGCCUAAAGUCCAGAUAACAUUUCAGAUGGCAUCUCAGGUUCACUCCUGUUCUGCACUGCAGCAUAAGCAUGUGGGCCGCCGGAAAACGAAUACUCUUCCCCAACAGGAUGUGUGAGGCUGAAUUGGAAAUGCUUACAAAAGGAGCAAAUAAAAGUAUGCUUGAAUGGAAAGCUGCAUGUGCCUUCUGUUUUCUUGAGAUUAGUGUGUAUGCUUUAUUAUCCUGGAUGUAACAGUAACACUGUCUGAACCAACCAGCGUAGAUUUGGGUGUCAAGUUAGAUCCAGUCGAGCUGAAGGCAGACGUAUAAUAUAUAUAUGCCUGGAGUCAACCAUGAGUGAAGUUUGCUUAAAAGUGAGUGGGCUCACUGGUUGUUACAUAUCUAAACCAAUCCAAUGGCUCAUAAGGGUCGGUGCUUUCGAACUCCAAAGAUCAGAGGUGCCCUGCUUUGACAGACAGCAAGUUUUUGAUAAGACAUUUUAAAACCAGACAAACCCUAAUGCAAGGGAAAACCAUUCUGUAGCAUCAGAUUAUAGUUCAUUGGCUUUGGAUGGCAUCAAUAGACGAAUGGUGAACGUGAACGGUUUGUUGUUGCAGGUGCUGUGUGCAUUCUCUGUUGUUCAACAACAACAACAUUUAUUUAUAUAACACAUUUUCAUACAAAAAGUAGCUCAAAGUGCUUUACAUAAUGAAGAAAAGAAAAAUAAAAGACAAAAUAAGAAA
Molecule: messenger RNA, 1946 nt
Organism: Erpetoichthys calabaricus (reedfish)
Lineage: Eukaryota; Metazoa; Chordata; Cladistia; Polypteriformes; Polypteridae
Gene: senp8
Product: SUMO peptidase family member, NEDD8 specific
Exons: 2
Coding region: 217-855 (212 amino acids)
Biological process (GO): proteolysis
Molecular function (GO): cysteine-type peptidase activity; deNEDDylase activity
Source: RefSeq, a predicted model, not a curated record